Aspergillus vadensis CBS 113365 is the source of this 291-nucleotide messenger RNA. RefSeq lists its product as uncharacterized. The transcript is spliced from 2 exons. Lineage: Eukaryota; Fungi; Ascomycota; Eurotiomycetes; Eurotiales; Aspergillaceae. The record is from RefSeq and is a predicted model, not a curated record. Bases 1 to 291 code for a protein of 96 amino acids.
AUGCCUGUUGGAAAUCAGGAUCCCGGAGUGACUGGCGCGGCCAAAUUCGUCACAUCGACCCUCGGCAACGCGGUCGGCGGCGUCUCUCGCACUGUUGGCGGGGUGACAGGCGCCGCGGGGCGAGGUAUCGGCGAUACCAUCACCGGCGCCACAGGGAGCGCGGGGAAGCCUGUGGGCGAUGCACUGGGGAGUGUGGGCAGCGGCGUGGAAGAUGGAGCUCGAAAGGUUGCCAAGGGAAUUGAAGAUGCUGGACAGUGGAAAAGCAAGCUGGAUAGCCCUCAAUCCUAUUAG